AUGUCUUCUGAUAAAAGCAGCCCGCCCUCUUCGCCACUCAACGGCAGUCCCUCGGAGAUCAAAACAGAGGCUGACGGAGACAAGAAAGAUCAAGGUGCAAAUAAAAUGGAGAUGGAUGGCGAUGAUGUUGAGGAGAUGGACCACAAGUCACGGGCACUCACGAACCUCCUCAAGACAAGCUCAGUCUUCGUUGCGAUCAUGGCAGACAAAAUGAAGCAAGAGCAGAAGCGCAACCAGGAGCAGGCUCGGCGGGCCGCAGCGAAACAGAAGCAUGAAGCGGCCAAGUCUGCUGAGUCGAAAGGCCCUACAAGAAAGUCCGCAAGGAGACGUGCUCAAGACGAGGAACCGACAGAUGCUGAGGAGGUAGACGAGAAGAAGGCCACCCGGGGUCGGGGACGACAGUCUAAGAAGGCCAACGUUGCGAGGAAGAGCAUCACUGAUUACUUCGAUUCGGGGGCUAUUAAGACUUCCGAGGAGGGUCCAACCGUCCAAGAAGCGCUGGCAGAAGCCGCUGACGAAUAUGAAGGUGAGGGCCUCGGGGCCCAUGAUCUUGUCGCAACCGAGCAGCCUUCCGUAGUGACUGGCGGGAAAAUGAAGCACUAUCAACUUGAAGGCCUCGAGUGGUUGAAAUCGCUCUGGAUGAACGGUCUUUCUGGCAUCUUGGCCGACGAGAUGGGUCUUGGGAAGACGUUGCAAGCCAUCUCAUUGAUUGCCUUCUUCAAAGACAACAACAUCUCGGGACCCUUCUUGAUCGCGGCUCCUCUGAGUACCGUGCGCAAUUGGGUCGAAGAGUUCAAACAUUGGACUCCGAGCAUUAACACGGUCCUCUACCAUGGAACCAAGGACGAGCGCGAGAUGAUGAGGCGGAAAAAGAUGAAGAUGCAAGAUCAGUUCAAGUACGAAUUUCCAAUCGUCGUCACCAGCUACGAGAUUUGCAUGAAUGACCGGAAGUUUCUGGCGACCUAUCAAUGGAAAUACAUCAUCGUGGAUGAGGGACAUCGUCUGAAGAACAUGAAUUGCAAACUGAUCAAAGAGUUGAUGACAUACAACUCUGCCAAUCGACUUCUGAUUACAGGCACACCUCUCCAGAACAAUAUCGCCGAACUUUGGUCACUCCUGCACUUCUUGCUUCCCGAAGUUUUCAACGAUCUCGACAGCUUUGAGCGGUGGUUCGACUUUUCGAGUGUGUUGGAAGGGAACAAGGGGGCCGAUCAGAAAACGUUGAGCCGAAGAAAUAAUCUCGUGUCGACCAUGCAUGCCAUUUUAAAGCCAUUCCUGCUCCGGAGAGUCAAAGCGGACGUUGAGUCAGACCUUCCUAAGAAACGAGAGUACAUCCUCUAUGCACCUUUGACCUCCGAGCAGAAGGAACUGUACCGGGAGAUUUUAGCGGGCACGAGCAGGUCGUAUCUGGAAGAAAAGGCUGUCGAACGCAUCGAGGCCAGAAGCCGGACCGUUUCCCUCAAGCGCAAAGCAGCUACCAGCGGGCGCGGUACCCCUGCGAAGAGCUUGAAGCCAAGCCGUGACUCAACACCAGCUUCUGUUGUUUCCACUGGCUCGGUGCGACGGGGCCGCAAAGCAGCACGCACAAGCUAUCGAGAUGUAACGGACCGGGAAUUCAAUGCUCGCCUUCGCCGAAUUGAACAAGGUGAAGAAGACAUCAACCUGGAUCGCGCAUCCCCGUCGCCGGGUUCACAAGAUAUCUCCUCUGAGGAAGCCGAAGAGCUCGAAAGAGCCCAGACAUUCAAGCUUGCAAAGAAAGAGAUUGCCUCCAAGAAAUUGCAGAAUCCCCUGAUGCAAGCGCGCCUCGCGUGCAACAGUCCGCACAACUUCUAUUGGCCAUGGAAGCCAAGUACGGCAGCUGAGGAGCAAUCAGGCGAGUACCCUCACGUAGAUGAAAGCCUGGUUACAGCCUCGGGGAAAAUUCUUGUGCUCGACACGCUUCUUCCGCGACUCUUCGAAUUGGGGCAUAAAGUUCUCAUCUUCAGCCAAUUCAAAAAUACCCUGGACAUAUUGGAAACAUACGCGGUGGAGCUGCGCGGUUGGAAGGCGUGUCGAAUUGAUGGCUCGGUGGCCCAAGAGGAGCGCUACGAGCAAAUAACCAACUUCAACACGGACAAGUCUUACAAUUUGUUCCUCUUGACGACCCGAGCCGGCGGGCAAGGGAUCAAUCUGACUGCAGCAGACACAGUGAUUCUCUUCGACUCAGACUGGAACCCGCAACAGGACUUGCAAGCGAUGGAUCGUGCACAUCGUAUCGGUCAGACGAGGCCUGUCAUUGUUUACCGCCUUGCGACCAGGGGAACCGUAGAGGAGACACUGCUGCUCAAAGCCGAUACAAAAAGGAAACUCGAGAAACUGGUCAUUCAAAAGGGCAAAUUCAGAUCUCUUCUUUCGUCCAGCGUCGAUGCCGACGACAUCAAAGGCGCGCUUGUCAACGACGACUUCGAGAACUACGACGUCCCGCAUUUAGAGGAAGAUGAGAAGGAGGGACAGGAAAAACACAAAAAGAGGAGACCGAUCCUGAGCGAAGAGGAGCUGAAGAUCUUGACGGAUCGGAGCGAUGAAGCUUAUGAGCGGGCUGCGAAGGGAUUGGAUAUGGGAGGUGAAGGAAGUGCGUUCCAGGUUGCUGAAACGAAGAGGGGAGGGACGACGGCGGAUGUACUUGCGGAUUUGACGGUCAGGAGCAAGCCAUGA
Molecule: messenger RNA, 2694 nt
Organism: Fonsecaea erecta
Lineage: Eukaryota; Fungi; Ascomycota; Eurotiomycetes; Chaetothyriales; Herpotrichiellaceae
Exons: 1
Coding region: 1-2694 (897 amino acids)
Biological process (GO): lymphocyte proliferation; pericentric heterochromatin formation; negative regulation of gene expression via chromosomal CpG island methylation
Cellular component (GO): nucleus; pericentric heterochromatin
Molecular function (GO): ATP-dependent chromatin remodeler activity; ATP binding; chromatin binding
Source: RefSeq, a predicted model, not a curated record